AUGGCAAACCCCCAACCUGUGUCUGGUCACCUUGCUGUGAAACCAAGUCCUCCACCUGCCAUCCAAAUGGUGUUGGCAUCUGUGGACCUGAUUUGUCAAUACCGAAGCACCUCCCUAUUGGUGCAUGAAGAUAUGAUACUGAAUGAGGUGCCUCCCCCAGAAUCCUUACCAUCCACCUGGGUGCCAUUCCUUGACAGCUCGAUGCCCAUGUCCGAAUCUGCCCAAUGUCCUCCCAGCAACAACUUCUUGGCACCAUCAUCUUCCGCAUCCACUUCAGGACUUGUUGAAUCCACACCUACUCAGCAUCCAGUGCCGCCAGCUUUGGAGUCGAUUGAGACUGUUGAUCCACCCCUCUCAAUCCCAUCCGACAAUUUGAUCCCCACUAAUUCACCUCAUACAACUUGUGUGACUAAAAUUAGUCAACCCUGCACCGCCAGUCGUUCAAAUUUUGAACAACUGAUGAUUGAGAAUGGUUGGAUGCUUACUGAAGCACAAACCUUCCGAGCAUUCGUUAAAAUGCUUGCAUCCAAAUAUCUGGACCCCACUUUGUCUAUUACAGACCAAUCAUCCAAGGUGUGUAUAACCAUCAGAAAUCUGGCAAACAAGAAAUUCUCAAAGCUUCUGGAACCCUAUGAAGGAGUGCCAUAUUCUGAAGAAGACAUUAAAUGGCCAGUGUGGCAGGUUCUAGUUCAGAGGCAACAGACUGCUGUGAAUGAGGAUAUCAAACUCAUCAGAAACAAUGUGUGCGAUUUAGCAUCCACCAUGAAGAAUCUCAUCAAGACAAUGGAACAACGCAAACAACGUGAACAAGCCGAAGCACAGAAGAAUGCCAGUAACAGCCAACAGAUCAGCAACCUGUUGAUGCUACUGUUAAAGCAGGGGCAAUGGGACCAGCUCCAUGAUCAUGAAAAGGAAAGUGACAAGGGCAGACCUGGGGUCUUUACUCCUUCCAAGGCCCCCCAGAAGAUCAUGAAGGCCAACCAGGGCAAUUGA
Desarmillaria tabescens is the source of this 993-nucleotide messenger RNA. RefSeq lists its product as uncharacterized. The coding region runs from base 1 to 993 and encodes 330 amino acids. The record is from RefSeq and is a predicted model, not a curated record. The transcript is spliced from 4 exons. Lineage: Eukaryota; Fungi; Basidiomycota; Agaricomycetes; Agaricales; Physalacriaceae.